AUGUCUGCUCAAGAUGAAGGGAGCCGGGAUCCCCCCAAGCCCAAGGGCAAGACCCUGGGCAGAUUCCUGGGAUCCCUGCCUGGCUUCAGUUCUGCCCGGAACCUGCUGGCCAACACUCACAGCUCAACAAGGGAAGCCCAGCCAGCCACAGACCCCACAGGCGCCCCUGCCCCCACGGCUGCCCAACCCCAGGCUCAGGAUCAGGGCAUCUCAGAGGCCAAAGAGCCCUGUGCUCAGCCUCCACAAGUCCUUCUGGGGGCCCCUGCCUCCACAGCGGCCACUGACCCAGAGCAGAUGGCCGGAGGGAAUCCGCCUUCAGAAAAGAAUGGCAGAGGCUGGGGUGGGUGGUGCUCCCCAGUUCUUCUCUUGACCACCGAUGUUGCUUCUCACCAGAUGAUGUCCAGGGAAAAGGACCUGGUGAGUUCCAAGAUGUCCAGGACCAAGGACGCCUUCUCCUCCGGGGCGACCAACGUGGUGGAUGCAGCCAAAGGGGCUGUCCAGGGAGGCCUGAAUACCACUAAGUCGGUCCUCACAGGCACCAAAGACACAGUGUCUGCUGGGGUCACUGGGGCAGCAAACGUGGCCAAAGGAGCCAUACAGACUGGUCUGGAUACCACCAAGACUGUGCUGACUGGCACCAAAGACACAGUGUCCAGUGGGGUGACAGGAGCCGUUAAUGUGGCCAAGGGGGCCGUCCAGACAGGUGUGGACACCACCAAGACUGUGCUGACUGGUACCAAGGACACUGUCUGCAGUGGGGUGACUGGGGCAGUGGGUGCAGCCAAAGGGGCCAUCCAGACAGGCGUGGACACCACCAAGACUGUGCUGACCGGCACCAAAGACACAGUGUCUGCUGGGGUCACUGGGGCAGCAAAUGUGGCCAAAGGAGCCAUACAGACUGGUCUGGAUACCACCAAGACUGUGCUGACUGGCACCAAAGACACAGUGUCCAGUGGGGUGACAGGAGCCGUUAAUGUGGCCAAGGGAGCCGUCCAGACAGGUGUGGACACCACGAAGACUGUGCUGACUGGUACCAAGGACACUGUCUGCAGUGGGGUGACUGGGGCAGUGGGUGCAGCCAAAGGGGCCGUCCAGACUGGCCUGGACACCACCAAGACUGUGCUGACUGGUACCAAGGACACUGUCUGCAGUGGGGUGACUGGGGCAGUGGGUGCGGCCAAAGGGGCCGUCCAGACUGGCCUGGACACCACCAAGACUGUGCUGACUGGUACCAAGGACACUGUCUGCAGUGGAGUGACUGGGGCAGCGAAUGUAGCCAAAGGAGUUGUCCAGGGAGGCCUGGACACCACCAAGUCGGUCCUCACAGGCACCAAAGACACAGUGUCUGCUGGGAUCACUGGGGCCGUGAACACAGCCAAAGGUGCUGUCCAGACUGGACUGAAUACAACCCAAAACAUAAUGACAGGGACAAAGGAUGCCGUCUGCAGUGGGGUGACCGGUACAGCAAACGUGGCCAAAGGGGCCGUCCAGACCGGCCUGGACACCACCAAGACUGUGCUGACUGGUACCAAGGACACUGUCUGCAGUGGGGUGACCGGGUCAGCAAAAGUGGCCAAAGGGGUUGUCCAGGGAGGCCUAGACACCUCCAAGUCGGUCCUCACUGGCACCAAAGACACAGUGUCUGCUGGGGUCACUGGGGCCGUGAAUGUGGCCAAAGGAGCUGUCCAGACUGGCCUUGACACCACCAAGACUGUGCUGACCAGCACCAAGGAUACUGCCUGCAGUGGAGUGACCGGGGCAGCAAAUGUGGCCAAAGGGGCCAUCCAGGGGGGUUUGGAUACCACCAAGUCAGUCCUCACCGGCACCAAAGACACAUUGGCUACUGGAAUCACUGGGGCCAUGAAUGUGGCCAAGGGAGCCAUGCACGGGGGCCUGGACACCACCAAGAAUGUGCUGACUGGUACCAAGGACACCGUUUGCAGUGGGGUGACUGGGGCAGCAAAUGUGGCCAAAGGGGCUGUCCAGACUGGCCUUGACACCACAAAGACAGUGCUGACCGGCACCAAAGACACAGUGUCCAGCGGGGUGACAGGAGCCAUGAAUGUCACCAAAGGGGUUGUUCACACUGGACUGGACACCACCAAGAAGGUCCUCACUGGCACCAAAGACACAGUGUCCAGUGGGGUCACUGGGGCCGUGAAUGUGGCCAAAGGGUCUGUCCAGACUGGCCUUGACACCACCAAGACUGUGCUGACUGGUACCAAGGACACUGUCUGCAGUGGGGUGACUGGGGCAGUGGGUGCGGCCAAAGGGGCCGUCCAGACUGGCCUGGACACCACCAAGACUGUGCUGACUGGUACCAAGGACACUGUCUGCAGUGGAGUGACCGGGACAGCGAAUGUAGCCAAAGGAGUUGUCCAGGGAGGCCUGGACACCACCAAGUCGGUCCUCACAGGCACCAAAGACACAGUGUCUGCUGGGAUCACUGGGGCCGUGAACACAGCCAAAGGUGCUGUCCAGACUGGACUGAAUACGACCCAAAACAUAAUGACAGGAACAAAGGAUGCCGUCUGCAGUGGGGUGACGGGUGCAGCAAACGUGGCCAAAGGAGCCGUUCAGACCGGCCUUGACACCACCAAGACAGUGCUGACUGGGACAAAGGACACCGUCUUCAGUGGGGUGACCGGUGCAGCAACCAUGGCCAAAGGGGCCGUCCAGACAGGCCUGGACACCACCAAGACUGUGCUGACCGGUACCAAGGACACUGUCUGCAGUGGAGUGACCGGGACAGCGAAUGUAGCCAAAGGAGUUGUCCAGGGAGGCCUGGACACCACCAAGUCGGUCCUCACUGGCACCAAAGACACAGUGUCUGCUGGGGUCACCGGGGCCAUGAACACAGCCAAAGGUGCUGUCCAGACUGGACUGAAUACGACCCAAAACAUAAUGACAGGAACAAAGGAUGCCGUCUGCAGUGGGGUGACCGGUACAGCAAAUGUGGCCAAAGGGGCUGUCCAGACUGGCCUUGACACCUCCAAGACAGUGCUUACUGGCACCAAAGACACGGUGUCCAGCGGGGUGACAGGAGCUGUAAACGUGGUCAAAGGGGUUGUUCACACUGGACUGGACACCACCCAGAAGGUCCUCACUGGCACCAAAGACACAGUGGCCACUGGUGUCACUGGGACAGUGGGUUUGGCCAAAGAAGCCAUCCACGGGGGUCUGGACACUACCCAGGCUGUGCUGACUGGCACCAAGGACACUGUCUGCACCGCCAUGUCCUCUGGUCUUGUUGGUGCGGGGAACAUGGCUGCAGGUGCCGUCCACACUGGUCUCAGCACCAUCCACGAUGUCUUACCCGAGACCCAGGACAGUGUCUGGGGUGGAAUCGCCCAUUCCGGGGACACAUCUGUGAUCUCCAGCAUCCCCAACACCCUCUGUGCAGGUCCUCCAAUGCCUGUUUCUGACACAGCAGCCCUCAGCCAAGGGGCCGCCCCAGGUGGGGGGAGCGUGGAGCCCAUGGCCGCCACACUGGGCCAUGGUGGAGCCACUGAGCCACUGGAAGAGCUGGAGGGGCUGGGGGAGAUCUUCCAGCCCAUGAGUGCAGAGGAGCAAGCUCAGCUGGCUGCCUCUGAGCCUGGGCCGAAGGUGCUCUCGGCUGACCAGGGGAGCUACCUCGUCCGCCUGGGCAACCUGGCACCUGGGUUCCGCCAGCGUGCGUUCGAGCACGCCCUGAGCCAUCUGCAGCACGGCCAGUUCCAAGCCCGAGAUGCGAUGGCCCAGCUCCAAGACUCCUUCCGGCUGAUCGAUAAGGCCAAACGGCCACAGCCAGACGAGGGUUCGAGUACUGCGGCAGCAGAAACCAGUACCCGAGAGGUGGAUGAUGCCAGGGUGCUGUCCAGGGUCUGUGGGCUUGUCCAGCAGCUGCAUGUGGCCUACAGUGGCCUGGCCUCGGGCCUCCAGGGCCUGCCCAGCGAGUCCCUGCAGCAGGUGGAGCGCGCACGGCACAGCCUCUGUGAGCUCUACAGCGUGGUGUCUGCGGCUGGCUCCCUCAGCGAGCUGCCGGCCGAGCGCCUGGCGCAGAGCCGCGAGGGUGUGAGCCAGGCAUGGCAGGGGCUGGAGCGGCUGCUGGUCCUGGUGCAGCACGGCCCCCCGCUCGGCUGGCUGGUGGGGCCCUUUGCACUGCCCCCGGGGGGACAGCAGCUGAGCUGGGGGUCUGAGGGGGGCUGCUGGACAGGUGAUGACGGGCCGUCCCUUGAAGAUGGUGAGCAAGCAUCCCAGACCCUCAGCAGACCCUCAGCUGCGGGUGAGGAAGCUGCCCAGGAAGUUCAAAGCUCAGAGGCCAGCGGCUGCACGCUGGGGCCCUGCCUGCCUUCCGACCAUCUCUCCCGUGGCCCUGAGCCGGGAGGUGGCGAGUCCUCCAUCUGGGAGGAGCUGCUGCGCUGA
Messenger RNA from Loxodonta africana (African savanna elephant), 4404 nucleotides. It is a transcript of the gene PLIN4, whose product is annotated as perilipin 4. Lineage: Eukaryota; Metazoa; Chordata; Mammalia; Proboscidea; Elephantidae. The record is from RefSeq and is a predicted model, not a curated record. Gene Ontology annotation, cellular component: plasma membrane. The transcript is spliced from 16 exons. Bases 1 to 4404 code for a protein of 1467 amino acids.